AUGGCUGAUGACAGGAGGCCAGUUCACUGCACAGUAGUACCAGUCAUCACUGAGCUCUUGAAAUGGCCCGGGGAUGUGACUUUGAGCUUGUUGUGUCUCCUCGGCCCCACGCUGCGCCGCUUUCCAUACGGGGCGGGGUGCCGCUCAGUCCGGCGCCAGAGCAGAGCGCACCGUCACCAGCUGCUCUCCCCGCACCGUCUGUCCGUCUGACGAGACAACAUGGGUCUGGAGAAGGAAAAAUCGGACACUAGUAUAAUUAUGGACGAGGACGAGUUCAACAGGUCGAUAGAGCCUAUUUUGUCGAAGAAGGGGAAAGUAUAUCUGGCAGAGCCGGAACGAGAUCCAAACGACAUCAACGCGCACUUGAAGGUCGGUUUCGAAGAUGUCAUCGCUGAGCCCAUCUCCACACACAGCUUCGAUAAAGUGUGGAUAGGAAGCCAUGCUGCGUUUGAGCUGGUUAAAUUCAUCUUGUACCGCCUGCUGACCACGCUGCUGGCCGUGCCCAUGGCGUUCAUCCUCGGACUGAUCUUCGCGGUGCUCAGCUGCAUCCACAUCUGGUUGGUGAUGCCGGUCAUCCAGAGCUUCAUGAUGCUUUUACCGUCAAUCCAGGUGGUGUGGAGGAGUCUGACAGACAUGUUCAUAACACCGCUCUUCCACAGUAUGGGAAAGAGCCUGUCCUCUGUUCAAGUGCAAACCACUGAGUACUGAUGCAGACACCUCUCUGUCCCCUGUGGAGGAAGAAAUGUAGGACAGAUUGAAGUCAAAGGAGAUAAGAGUGAAUGAUGCUUGUGGUGGAACACAUGAGCUUUUAAUAAAGUCAAAUGUAAAAAUUUUGUCUUGCACGAAGGGCCAUAGAUAAAUAUGAUAAUGAAUUAAAAAGUUGUUACAUAAGUAACAGUACAGUAAGCAUGACUUUGGUUAUUUGCAGGCAACAUACAUCUUCAGAAUUGUGCUAAAUUUGGUUAAAAAGAGACAUCUGUGUUACCUAUAAUUAGAUAUUUUUAUAUGCAUGGUUAGGGUUUGAUAUAUGUUGAACAAUGCUAAUUAAAUGCUUUUAAAAUAACAAUUAUACCUAGAAAUCUAAAAUAAAAAUGUGUAGUUUAAACUUUACCCUAAUUUUAUCCCAGAUGCCUUGAUGCUUUUUUACCUGCUAAUCAGCAAAUUAAUGCCCAUGGGUCUGUAUGGUUUACAUAGGGUUCAUACUAUUUGGGACUUAAUGAAAAGCUCAUGUGUGCCACCCAAAAUGUUGUUUUAUUAAUUGUGACCAAAAAAAAUUCUCGUCAUUCCAUUAAUUUGUGGCCGAGAGAGCCGUGGAAUCAGAGUAUUGCUGUUGUUGUUAAGGCAAACCUACUGCUGACUUGCUGAGAGAUGUAAUAUUUCUGCUUUUUCAUAUAUUGUAUAUAUUGCAAAUAAUUCAGCUAGAAGUUGAAUGUAAUGAACUGAAUCAGAGUCUGAGCGUAGUUCAUAUGAAUAUUAAAUGCUAAGAUGCAGCUUGUUGCACAUUUUCAGGCUUAUCUGGCUUUUGUCUGCUGUGUUGAUAUCACAGUGCAUUGGCAAUAAUACUGGGCAUUUGCUUUUAUAUGGAACUAAGCUAUAUACAAUUGAGUUUUUAACAUGUUAUUAAACUAUGCCAAAAAACAGGAUUAGGUAUCAUUGGAGGCUUUCUAAUGUAUUAUUUAUACAACAACUAGUUCUCAACAUUUGGAGGUAUCUGACAUAAGAGAACUUGAGUAACUACAGUGUGAUGAAGGCGUUCCACGUUUUGUACUGUGUUUGGUUGAAGCUUUGGUUGAGCUGAGACUCCGGUACAUGCAUAUUUAAUUUAGAGGUUGUUUUUUUGCAACAGCGCUGCAGUUAGCAGGCUGAGUUUUGGAACAUUUCUGCAGCCUGAAGGGACCUUUUUUUGCAGUGGAUUUGAUUAAGUUGAGUUUAGGUACAACCCUGCACAUUCCUACUUGCUAUGAGCUGAACAGUAUAAAAUUUAGGAGGCAAAAUAGAGAGAAUACAUGUAGGAGUUAUAGAGCUGUGUCAGGUACAUACUGAUUUGUUGUUUUAGGUGCAAACCCAUCUCUGAUAAACAGACACAUAACAUUUACAAGUGUUUUUGUCAUCCUUUUUACUCUGCAAAUCAUCGAUAUGUUACAUUUUCACAUUUUUAUCUAGCAAGUACAUUGAAAUGUCAUGUUUCAACAAGACUGCUUUAAUGUGUGGUUAGGUUGAGGCACAAGAACCACUUGUUUAUGGUUGGAAAAUAUCACGUUUUGGCUUAAAUACUAUAUACAGGGUUUUAGGGGCACAAUCUCAGCAGGAAAGGCAGUAAUGUCCUAGUAAAAAAAAUAACUGCUUUUCCUGCCAGUAUCUCCGAUAGAAAAACAACAAAGGGUCGCCACAAAACACCCAUCUGUGGUGCUUGAAAAAGCUGCUGGAAACACAGCAAUGACUCCCUAAAUUACAACUGGAUCUAGUAGAGAUGUCUUGGUUUAAAAUAAAUAACUAAAGUCAAAAAAGAAAGCUUUUUCAUCAUGGGAGGUUUGGAGCCUAAAACCCUGGUGAAACCAUUGCAAUGAAUCCCUAAAAACCACCCAGUUUUGUUGUCUUGAACAGUGGUCGGCUUGGCAGCUGUUUCGAAAGGUGGCACGCCAUCCACCAUCCCCUCCACCUAACAAUGAGAAAGUCAGCAAGUAUAUUAUGUCACUUUAGAAACAUUAAUAUGAUACAUUGAAACAUGCAAAUGCUAUGUAAUUGUGGUUUGCAGAAAUCUGUAAUGCCAACAUUUUCUACUGACACCUGUCAUUGCUAACUAUAUUAUGCUUGGGGAUCCCCUCAGAAAACAGAAUAAACUACCAGGCUAAAGUGUGAUUCUAACAUAAGGUAUCAGAAAAUUAAAGAUGAAAUUAUCACUGUGCUAAGAUACAGAGAGUGGGCAUAUCAACCAACUAGUCUCUUAUAGAUACAGUAUGCAGUUUGUAGUAGGCGAUCAUCCAGAUUUUUUCAGGUUGGAGCACAGUUAGUGGAAUUAUGGCUGUAAAUAACAUUUACCUGAUUCUAGCUUGUUACUGAACAUUGCACUGCAAGCUAGCAAGCUUACCUGCUGAACUUGUUAACCGAGAGAAUCACACAGACACGGUUUGGCCCUCUGAUAGACACGGUAUGAAGUGAUGUUUUGUUUCCAGCUGACAAACUGAAAGCAGCACUUCUGUCAGAGCUUUUUAAUCCUUUUACGGAUGUUAGACCGCUGACAGGCUGCCAGUUCAGUUUUUCCAAAUCUCAGAAGAGAUCUAGGGUAGGGCUGUGCAAUAGUGGAAGACGCAGGUGUGUGGAUGAAGUUUUUUUUCUCUCCUUAGCAAUACAACGUAGCGCUAAUCAACCCCAGCUAUUUUUCAAAAAUGUAUUCGACAAAUAAAUAUUAAUGUGACAUGCAUACUACCUUUAUUUGUUUGUAUUUUAUUUCCUCCAUCAUUCUUAACUGUUGCUUGGAACUUUUGCUGUAACAAUCUAAUGAGUUCUUCAUGACCAAAGUAAAGACAUUUUUUCUUUAA
Plectropomus leopardus (leopard coralgrouper) is the source of this 3539-nucleotide messenger RNA. It is a transcript of the gene cav2, whose product is annotated as caveolin 2. NCBI's taxonomy places the organism in Eukaryota, Metazoa, Chordata, Actinopteri, Perciformes, Serranidae. Gene Ontology annotation, cellular component: sarcolemma; caveola; cytoplasmic vesicle. Gene Ontology annotation, molecular function: molecular adaptor activity; protein kinase binding. The record is from RefSeq and is a predicted model, not a curated record. Gene Ontology annotation, biological process: negative regulation of endothelial cell proliferation; insulin receptor signaling pathway; cell differentiation.